Diplodia corticola is the source of this 480-nucleotide messenger RNA. RefSeq names its product arsenate reductase. The coding region runs from base 1 to 480 and encodes 159 amino acids. Gene Ontology annotation, molecular function: protein tyrosine phosphatase activity. Gene Ontology annotation, cellular component: cytoplasm; nucleus. NCBI's taxonomy places the organism in Eukaryota, Fungi, Ascomycota, Dothideomycetes, Botryosphaeriales, Botryosphaeriaceae. The record is from RefSeq and is a predicted model, not a curated record. The transcript is spliced from 3 exons.
AUGGCAUCAGAGGAUCAAAAAGCAGCCGACAGCACCGCGGCAGAUCAGGCGCCGUGGCACGCGGCGUAUCCAGAGCCCCGCACGACGGACCUCAAACGCAUCACGAAAGAAGCACUGCUUGACCGGAUGAAAAACAACGAAAAGUCUGGACGAAACUUCGUGUUGGUCGACGUGCGCCGAACAGACUUUGAGGGCGGCACGAUAGAGGGCGCGAUAAACCUCCCGGCGCACAGCUUGUACGUCACCAUCCCGACGCACUACGCCAUCUUCAAAGCGGCCGGCAUUGCCGAGGUCAUCUUCUGGUGUGGUUCGUCCAGCGGCAGAGGGCCGCGCUCCGCUGGCUGGUUCGCGGACCACAUCAAGAGCCAGGGAGACUCGGAGAUGCAGAGCGUUGUUCUGGACGGAGGCAUCAAAGGCUGGGCGCGGGGAGGACCCGAGUACGUUUCCCGGAUGUGCGAGUAUGACGCGACGAAGUGGUAG